AUGUCUCAGAAAAUUGGCGGUCGCCACGUCCACCAACAACAUCUCGUCCACUUCACUCCUGCUGAUGCCGGCAGCAGCGUCGACACUACUGUGGAGGGGGAUAGAGAAGGGAGAGAGGGGAGGAGAAAGAUUUCACUCCUCUCAUCUGUCCGCCUCUCCGCGAUUCCGCCCGGGGAUUCAGCUCUCAGUCUCGUCUCUCGCCGCCUUCCACCAACGGUGCCUCUUACUCUCGCAUCCGAGGACCCAAAUCAAAAUAUUUCUGUUUUAACUCAGAGAAGAGACAUGCAAUCAUUAUUUGGGAAAAUUCGUUUCGCCACGAGACAAACAUUCAACCCUCGUUUUGGUUCUAGCCCGGCAUUCUUUCUGAACAAAUGUUUUGUCACCAAAUUUGAAAGCAAUGGAAAAGCUUGUAAGGCUCCAUCUUACAGAAGUCUAAGCUUAGGUUUGUCUUCAGCUGCUAAGGUGUUGACUUUACCCACUAGAUGUAUGACAACAAUGGCACCUGCUUCUCAAGAUGCUUCCGCUUCUAAUGAUGUGCCACAACGCAUCAAAUUCAAGAGGCUAGAUAAAACGGCCAGACACAUAAUGCAGAUACUUGAUAAGGAAGCAGUCGAGGAAGUGAAAGAAAAACGAGAGAUACCUGACAUAAGGCCUGGUUACAUUGUCCAACUCAAAUUAGAAGUACCAGAGAACAAAAGACGUGUUCAAGUUAUAAAAGGCAUUGUUAUAGCAAAACGAAAUGCUGGUUUGAGUACCACAUUUAGAAUAAGAAGACUAGUAGCUGGAGUUGGUGUUGAGUCUCUUUUCCCUUUGUAUUCGCCAAAUUUAAAGGAGAUAAAGAUAGUUGAGAUCGGAAAAGGUGACUUUCAAAGAGCGCAGCUAUAUGGUGACGCGAAGAAUGGUUGA
Messenger RNA from Fraxinus pennsylvanica, 906 nucleotides. The record is from the annotation of a GenBank genome assembly. Lineage: Eukaryota; Viridiplantae; Streptophyta; Magnoliopsida; Lamiales; Oleaceae.